AUGCCUGCCCCAGGGGACCAACACACCAUAGUCGCCAACCCUUUCGAGGAGGCCAAGCCGCGCGUCUCAGAAUACACAGCGCAGGAGAUCGCCACGCUGCAGUCCCGCCUCGAGAAACAGCUCGGGCCCGAAUACCUGUCCGCACGCACGGGGCCUUCGGGACAAAAGGUCCACUACAUCGCCGCUGAGAAAUGCAUCGCCCUCGCCAACGAGGUUUUCGGCUUCAAUGGCUGGUCGUCAAUGAUCAAAGAAGUACAGGUGGACUUUGUCGACGAGAACCCCCAGACGCUCAGGAUCUCCCUGGGAUUGUCCGUAAUUGUCCGCGUGACGCUGCGAGAUGGGACAUUCCACGAGGACAUUGGCUACGGCCAGAUCGAGAACUGCAAGAGCAAGGCGCAAGCUUUUGAAAAGGCGAAGAAGGAGGGGACCACCGAUGCACUGAAGAGGGCGCUGAGGAACUUUGGAAAUGUGCUGGGCAACUGCAUCUACGACAAGGAUUAUCUGAAGAAGGUCACCAAGCUGAAGCCCCAGCCCAACAAGGGCUGGGAUGAGAGUGGGCUGCACCGGCACGCAGACUUUGUCAAGAGGGUUGAAGUCAAAAAGGAGCCUUCUGCCCAACAUAUUGGCAACGCAGCGCCUUCCGCUAUCGAAUCUUUUGAGGACCUCCUUGGAGAGUUUGAUGAGGCGGAUUUUAAUAUGGUGGAUGAUGACCACCCAGACGAGGUUUCACUAUCAGAAAGCGCGAAACCAACUCCUCAGCCGAAUUUCAAACCAAACCCACAAGCCAUGCAGCCACCUUCGAGACCUCCAGCAAGGUCACACUCAGCAGGAAACCCACCUCGGCCACCUCAAAAUCCUGCCCAAGGCCAGCAGAAUCCGCGACCAGGAGGUCCAAAUCAACCUGUCCAGAACGCUCCGCGACCACCACAACAAAACCAGCAUCGACCCCAGGCCAAUGGCCCCGCGCAGACCAAUAAUUCAAGCAACAGUGGCCCUGUUCAGCCACCACCACAGGCGCAAAGUGACAGCUCAGGUACCAACGAAACGGUAGGAUUUUUUUCCGCCCGCGCGGUAAAACAGCUUGCUGGCCAGAAGGAUGACGAAGUCAUGCUUCCUAGCACACCCUCAGGCGCUCAGGUCUUUAACCCCCACGCCGAAACCCCCUCGGUCUUCAAAACACCCGGAAUCGACUACACUAAGUCACGGCCACUUGGGAGAGACCUCAAGCACCACGCACCAGUUGACAUUGACGACGACAGUGGCAUUGGAGACCUAGGCACAGCGCCGUCCACCCCGUCCGCGAACAACGGCUUCAGCCGCGCCGGGGCAGCUCAACAGGGCCCUGGCAACGCACAGAGGGGCAACGUCGUCAACCCGCAGCUCAAUCAGGCGAGACGGAUCGGAGCACCGAUGGGCCCGGGUAGCCCCCUGGGCAACAGGGGCCAGUACCGCCCGCCGACGUUCAAGAGGCCUCCCCCUGGCGAGGGCCAGAACGGCGUCGCCGGGGGAGGCGGUGCGAGGCCGGCGUUGACCGAGGUUUCCACGAAUGGCACGACUGCCGCCGCUCCUGCGAGAGCGGGAGGCGGCAUCGGUGGUGAUCCCAAGAGGCAGAAGAUUGGCUGA
This is a messenger RNA of Diaporthe citri, 1623 nucleotides long. RefSeq lists its product as uncharacterized. The transcript is spliced from 2 exons. Bases 1 to 1623 code for a protein of 540 amino acids. Gene Ontology annotation, cellular component: nucleus. NCBI's taxonomy places the organism in Eukaryota, Fungi, Ascomycota, Sordariomycetes, Diaporthales, Diaporthaceae. The record is from RefSeq and is a predicted model, not a curated record. Gene Ontology annotation, biological process: double-strand break repair via single-strand annealing; double-strand break repair via homologous recombination; mitotic recombination.